GCCAUCUAUUGCUUCUUUCCAUAUGAUGAUUAGUUUAAUAUUUUCUCUCAGGCAUGGGCUCGAUACAUUUGAGAACGUUACUCAUGCUUGUCAGGGCUGUUCAGGAGCCUCCCUAGAGAGAGAGAAAUGAAACCUAGCCCUAAAAGACAAGAAGCACUGAUCUGAAAGAAACACGAGCGACGACCGUUACCGUGAUGAUUUUCAGAUGCAGUGACCGACACAGGAGAGAGAAAUUGUCGGAACUCCACUCCCCGCCUUUCUCUCGCACUCGAUCUUCGAUUCUGCUCCCCUUUCGUCUUGGUCUUCGUGGGAAGUGCUCUUUCAUGAUUUUCUUACCGCGGUGCUGGUCGGUGCGGGUUGAAGCUCGGAGAAUGCUGCCAACGACAUUCCGGUGUUUUGACUGGAACUCUUGUCGACGCGAUAAGCAAUGAUCACGGCCUAAGUGACUGCAUUGAUUCUCGAAAUUGCGGAGAAGAGCGUGAGCCAGCUCAGUUGCUUGCACUGGACACAUAUAUUCGCGGCCCGUCGAUGGGUUUACACCUUGGCAGGACGCGCACUGAAGUCCGGUCUUCGUUGUGAACAUGGCGAGAGGCAAGGAGAGAGAGAGAGAGAGGGAGAGGGAGAUGGGGAUGAUGGUGUUUCAUAAUUGAUGCAUUUUCCUGUACGUCAACACGAGGGGGACACGGUUGUGCUCAUGGUGGCAGUUUCUGGCACCCACCCGCACAUUGUUCUCGUUCACGGGGUUGUUCUUAUGGCCGAAAGCUGCCGAUAGAUAACCUGUGUCAUGAACCGAUUAUAAUAUGGUAAAGUAAGGUAAGGUGCAGUGCACGUUCGUUAGGCUCUUCGCGUUAGAUGGUCGUCGAGCGACUACCACGUUCGGACAUAGAAAGUGGAGUACAUAAACACCGCCUCGGACCUAUUGACCUAUAGCUGCAUGAGGGAUGAACGAGGGUCUCGCCACUCAAUGGCGAGCUCAGGUCGGCGUGCUUUGUUCUGUUGCAGUGGAGGCCGUUGGCAGAGGCCCAGCCAACUUUGCUGAUGACACGGAAUGCAGCCAAUAGAAUGUGAAAGGAGCCGGGGCCCAAGUCGACGGGCAAAAUUCAACAACUUCUUGGGCAGGUAGAGAGAAGCAGCGGCGAGAGGGCUAUCAGGACUCCUUGCCAGGGCGAAAGUUCUCGUAAUUAUGAUGGCAUGUCCUCCUAGAGCGGCCUAAGUCGCUGCGUUGAUGGUAGAGGGGAGAGAGAACCCCGACUUCAGCCUGCGAACAACGAAUGCAACCUAGCGCAGAGAUCACUAGUUAAGACUGGCACCCAUGGCCCAGUCUCUUGACCUGCAUGAGAGUCAUCCGGGAGGCGUCGCUAAGGAAAGAUCCUAAAGACAGACAGACAGACAGACAGAGAGGGAGAGAAAGAAGUGAUGUUAGCAAAGAUGCCGUGAAGCCGCUGAUGAUUGCAGGUAUGGCAGUGGAUCCAGCAAAGCCAGAAGUUUCAACGCAUGUCCAGUCAUUAUGGCCCUUGCCAGCAUGUAUCAAAGCCUGGUAGUGCUAUCCUUGGCCCUAGCAGGCCUGCGUAGAGUAACAUAAAACGAAAGAACGGCAAUCUGAUCACAGGCCAUGAAACCAGCACACGGGACUCGGCUCAUUCGAUCUUCAGAGGUCACCGGAAUGACUGAGAGUGCAAAUCAUGUCAAUAUCCCUGACUACAUGUAAACCCUAAACCCCUAAACUUCAGUCGUCCAGCAAUUCGUCGACACUCAAAGCACAACUGAGACUCACGAAAGAAAAAAUCUCCAGAAAGGAAGAUGAGAAAGGACAGGGGAGACAGACCGAGAGCAGGGGCGAGAGAAGAAAGUGAAGAAGCGUGAGAGGGAGGGGAACCACGGACGAGAAUAAAAUUCAGUUGUACUUCAAGGAUGAGUCGUACAUUUCUCAACAUACACUCAUUGCCAUAAAACAUCAGGAUUUGGACAGAGCAGUUUCCAACAAUCUUACAUG
This is a messenger RNA of Marchantia polymorpha subsp. ruderalis, 1993 nucleotides long. The record is from the annotation of a GenBank genome assembly. NCBI's taxonomy places the organism in Eukaryota, Viridiplantae, Streptophyta, Marchantiopsida, Marchantiales, Marchantiaceae.